Loxodonta africana (African savanna elephant) is the source of this 915-nucleotide messenger RNA. RefSeq names its product zinc finger protein 846-like. The transcript has a single exon. NCBI's taxonomy places the organism in Eukaryota, Metazoa, Chordata, Mammalia, Proboscidea, Elephantidae. The coding region runs from base 1 to 915 and encodes 304 amino acids. The record is from RefSeq and is a predicted model, not a curated record.
AUGUGGAGAAUUCUGCAGUGUCCCUCUUACCUCAGCACUCCUGUGAGAACUCUUACUGGAGACAAGCCCUUUGAGGGUAAGGAAUGGGGCAAAGCCUUUUGUUACUCCUCAAAGCUCACUAAACAUGUAAAAACUCACAGUGGAGUGACACCUUAUGAAUGUAAGGAAUUUGGGAAGGCCUUUAAUCAGUGCUCACACCUUACUGAACAUCUAAAAACUCACAAUGGAGAGAGGCCUUAUGAAUAUAAGGAAUGUGGGAAAGCUUUUACUGUGUCUAGAAUUCCCACUGGACAAAUGAUAACUCACAGUGGAGAGAGGCCUUACAAAUAUAAGGAAUGUGGGAAAGUCUGUGGUUCAUCCUCAAACCUCACCUUACAUACAAGAACGCAUAGCGGAGAGAGGCCUUAUGAAUGUAAGAAAUGUGGAAAAGCCUUUACUCACUUCUCAAAUGUCACUAAACAUCUUAGAGCUCAUAGUGGAGAGAGGACUUAUAAAUGUAAGGAGUGUUGGAAAGCCUUUAGUCAGCUCUCACACCUCUCUGACCAUACAAGAACUCACAGUGGAGAGAGGCCUUAUGAAUGUAAGGAAUGUGGGAAAGCCUUUAGUCAAUCCUCACACCUUACUGGACAUAUAAGAACUCAUAGUGGAGAGAGGCCUUAUGAAUAUAGGGAAUGUGGGGAAGCCUUUAGUCAGUUCUCACACCUUAUUGCACAUAUGAGAAUUCACAGUGGAGAAAGGCCUUAUGAAUGUAGGGAAUGUGGGAAAGCUUUUAGUCUGUCUGGAAGCCUCACUAGACAUAUGAUAAUUCACAAUGGAGCGAGGCCUUAUGAAUGUAAGGAAUAUGGGAAAGCCUUUCGUUGGUCCUCAAACCUCACCAUACAUACAAGAACUCAUAGGGGCAAGAGGCCUUAUUAA